AUGAAGAUGAUUAUGUUAGGUUCCUUGAUGCUUUGGUUUGAUGAUGAUGAUAAUCAAAUAAGUAUCUACAUUGAUGACCAUCAUGAACCCUUAUUAGAUUGGAUUGAAGAAGAAAAAGCUGAAGAAUGGGAUAGUGGUACUGAAACAUAUGAAGAUGAUGUGGACUCGGUAUUAUCGGAUGAUCUAUCGGUGGACCAUGAAGCUGAUGAUGAGGACAUUCAAUGGCCUGAAGUUGUUGAUCCUUUUUUGUCACAGAAGAACCUUAUUCCACAAAGAGGCAUAAAGGAAGAAGCUGGUGGUAAGGUAAAAAAAAAACAUCCUAUUCACGAUCCAAACCAAAAAUGGGACACUAUGAUGCCUGAGUUAGGUAUGAAAUUCUCUGAUCGAGAUGAACUGAAACAUAUGUUAACAAAUUAUGCUGUGUCUAAGGGUUAUUCAUUAUGGUAUGAAAAAAAUGAGGCAAAAGCAUUGUUAGUAAGGUGCAGUAAAAAUGAAAAAGGGAAGCCAUCUUGCCCUUUUAGACUAUGGGCUAGUCCCAUGAACAAGGAAAAUUCAUUCCAGAUCAAGUCACUAAUUGAUAAACAUAAUUGUGCUAGACAACAAAAAUUGGGUUGUCUUGUUACGUAUAAGUGGAUUGGAAAAAUGUUAAUACCUGACAUUUUGGAAAGGCCUAAGUUUAGCUAUAGGAAAAUGGCAGAAGUGGUUAGGAAAGACUAUGGUCUCAAGGUAAGUCUUGGGCAGUGUAGAAAUGCCAAGUACUUUGCACUAGAUGAGAUUUCAGGCAAUUUGGUAAGCCAUUAUGAGAAACUGUGGAAUUAUGGUGCUGAGUUAUUGAGGGUUAAUCCUGGGUCAACAGUCUUGAUCGAGACAAAUCAUACGCCUGAUGCUACACACUACUUCAAAAGGAUGUAUAUUUGCCUGAAGUCUAUCAAGGAUGGCUGGAUUGAAGGAUGUAGAAGGGUUAUCGGUGUUGAUGGCUGUUUUUUGAAGGGUAUUUGCAGAGGUGAGUUGUUAACAGCCGUUGGUAGGGACGCAAACAACCAAAUGUAUCCUCUAGCAUGGGCUGUUGUGCCAGUUGAAAACAAGGAAACUUGGAUGUGGUUCAUUGAUCUUCUACUUGAGGACAUUGAGAUGGGAGAUGGUAGGGGUCUUACAAUUAUUUCAGACCAACACAAGGGUUUAAUGGAGGCUGUUAAGGAAAGGGCACCAUCAUGUGAGCAUAGGAAUUGUGCCCGACACAUCUAUGCCAACUUUAAGAAGAAGGGGUUCACGGGUGUUGAGUUUAGGAGAGCAUUCUUUGAACCUCAGACUUGUUGUGAUGCGGUGGAAAACGGUAUAUCUGAAUCUUUCAAUGCAACAAUUGUAGAGGCCCGGAAGAAACCAAUAAUAACAAUGCUGGAAGAAAUCAGAUUGUACGUGAUGGAGAGGAUGUACAAUCAAAAGAUUAAGGGGCAUAAGUGGGACAUGGAAAUCUGCCCCUCUAUUAGAAAGAGGAUUGAGAAGAUGAAAGAAGAACAAAGGUACUGGGAUGUUAUUCCAAGUGGCGAGGAAGAAUAUGAAGUGAAAUUAGCCCAUGAAGUUUACGCUGUUCACCUUGAAAGCAAAACUUGUGGUUGCAGAGCCUGGUAUCCAGUCAAACCAAUAAAUGGAGCUAACAUGUGGCCUGAUGUUCUAUUUGAUCCCAUAUUACCACCUCGGCCUAGGAGAAUGCCAGGAAGGCCCAAAGUAAACAGAAUGAAAUGUCCUAGAGAAAAUGAAGGAAAGCAUAAAAUUAACAAGACAGGGAUGUCCAUCUCAAGAUGUAGUAAUUGUCAUCAAGAAGGACACAACAAGAGGCGAUGUCCAUUGCUCAAAGAAGCAAAUAAAGCAACUGUUAGUGAAGGGGAUGUUGAAGAAGGGAUUAGUCAAGAUGGGAUUAGUGAAGAUGGGGUCAAUGAAGAUAGGGUCAAGGAAGAUGGGGUUAGUGAAGAUGGAAUUGGUGAAGAAGAGGCUGUUGAAGAAGGCGAUAUUGAAGACCACCAGGAGGAUGAAAUUGAACAACAAGAGGAUGAGAUUGACCAUCAAGAAAAUCAUCACCAUCAGCAUCAACCUGUUUUUUUUCAGCAUUUUGUUGCGAACAAAAGGCGAUUACCUUCUGAGAGGAUCACGAAACUGAAGUUAAGGAAGAAGGUGGUAACAAAAGAUGGAAGUGGGGAAAGUACUGAAAAUCCAGUUACUAUAAACUAG
Molecule: messenger RNA, 2226 nt
Organism: Lactuca saligna
Lineage: Eukaryota; Viridiplantae; Streptophyta; Magnoliopsida; Asterales; Asteraceae
Source: the annotation of a GenBank genome assembly